Molecule: messenger RNA, 3229 nt
Organism: Coregonus clupeaformis (lake whitefish)
Lineage: Eukaryota; Metazoa; Chordata; Actinopteri; Salmoniformes; Salmonidae
Product: protein O-linked-mannose beta-1,4-N-acetylglucosaminyltransferase 2
Exons: 2
Coding region: 357-2135 (592 amino acids)
Biological process (GO): protein O-linked glycosylation via mannose
Cellular component (GO): endoplasmic reticulum
Molecular function (GO): protein O-acetylglucosaminyltransferase activity; protein binding
Source: RefSeq, a predicted model, not a curated record
GAUAGCAAGGAGAAUCUGAAUCGCUACAUCGAAAUCGCCUUUUGACAGCUAACAUAAUACAAAAAAAAAAUACUGUCUAACUGAAACUUGAUGAAUGAAUGCGUCGGUAUUUCUAACAGUUGCACCUACAUCGAGGCAUAUCGUUGUGAAGGAGUUCCAUUUGAUCGCUUCAAUCUGGAACGUUUCUGCAGAGAAUCUGCUCUGGAGCUAGUAAUGCUGCCUUAGCUGAAACAUUUUUGCUGCGGUGAAGAAAAUACCUUUCAGUUUUAUCGAAACUCCCUGGUGUAUCGGCGCCUGGCUAGCGGGAGGCGGAGCAUGCGUGUGAGGUCAGAGAUCAGAUUGGACGUGGAGCUGUAAUGCGUGCGGCGAGCUGCAGGAUGAACGUGGCGGCCAUUCUGAACGGCCUACUGGUUUCAGUGGUGGCAGCACUGCUCUGGAAGUAUGUGAGGCUGAGCGAGCACGCUGCAGUACUGGAGGAGGAGCUGCAGCUGACCCACCAGUCCCAGGAGCUGUCCCAGGCCCGGAUAGACUACCACGGCGCUCUGCUGGCCCUCCAGGAGCAUGGCACCCGCAUGGUCUGCACCGGCAAGAUGCACACUGACCGCAUCUGCCGCUUCGACUACCUGUGCUACUGUGCCAAGGCCGAGGAGUUUGUCUUCUUCCACAGCAACUCCUCCUUCAUGCUGCCCAACCUGGGGCCCCGGCGCUUCCAGCCGGCCCUGCUGGACCUGUCUUCUGUGGAGGAUCACAACACCCAGUACUUCAACUUCCUAGAGCUGCCCGCCGCCGCCCUCAAGUUCAUGCCCAAGCCUGUGUUCAUCCCUGACGUCACCCUCAUCCUCAACCGGUUCAAUCCGGAUAACCUGAUGCACGUCUUCCACGACGACCUGCUGCCCAUCUUCUACACCAUGCGGCAGUACUCGGAUCUGGACGAUGAGGCCCGCCUGGUCUUCAUGGAGGGCUGGGGCGAGGGUGCACACUUUGACCUCUACCGUCUGCUGAGCAGCAAGCAGCCACUCCUCAAAGAGCAGCUGAGGAACUUUGGCAAACUUAUGUGCUUCACUAAGUCCUACGUGGGCUUGUCCAAGAUGACCACCUGGUACCAGUAUGGCUUUGUCCAGCCACAGGGCCCCAAAGCCAACAUCCUGGUCUCUGGGAACGAGAUCCGGCAGUUUGCCUCAUCGCUGAUGGAGAAGCUCAAUAUCAACACGCAAGGAGGAGGAGAGGAGAGCGCGGCGGAGGAAAAGGACGAGUACAUCGUAGUGUUCAGUCGCUCCAUCAACAGACUCAUCCUGAACGAAGCUGAGCUGAUCCUGGCGUUGGCGCAGGAGUUCCAGAUGAGAGCCGUGACGGUGUCUCUGGAGGAGCAGACCUUCCCAAACAUCGUCAAGGUCAUCAGCGGGGCCUCCAUGUUGGUCAGCAUGCACGGGGCCCAGCUGGUCUCCUCUCUCUUCCUCCCCCGGGGGGCCGUCGUAGUGGAGCUCUUCCCCUAUGCGGUCAACCCUGAGCAGUACACCCCUUACAAAACCCUGGCCUCUCUACCAGGCAUGGACCUGCAGUAUGUGGCCUGGAGUAACAUGGUGGAAGAGAACUCUGUGGCCUACCCAGAGAGGCCCUGGGAGCAGGGAGGUAUAGCCCACCUGGAGAAGGAAGAGCAGGAACACAUCCUGGCCAGUAAGGAAGUACCCAGACACCUGUGCUGCCGCAACCCUGAGUGGCUCUAUCGCAUCUACCAGGACACCAUUGUGGACAUCCCUUCUUUACUAGAGGCUCUCAGAGAGACAGUGAAAACCAGGCCCAACCUGAAGAAGGCCAAGCCUGCCAGCACGGUCCACCCGGGCCGGGUCAGAGAGCCCCAGUGCCAGACGUCGGUCCCGGCCACCAACGAGGCCAUGCUGACUGUGUCGUGGCAAAUCCCCUGGAACCUCAAGUACCUGAAGGUCAGGGAGGUGAAGUACGAAGUGUGGAUCCAGGAGCAAGGAGAGAACACGUACAUGCCUUAUAUUCUCCCCCACCAGAACUAUACCUUCUCUGAAAACAUCAAACCCUUUACAACGUACCUGGUGUGGGUGCGCUGCAUCUUUAACAAAAACCUCCUGGGGCCCUUUGCAGAUGUACUCAUGUGCAGGACAUAACUUUAGUUGAUAUAUACAGUCUCAAGUUUGUAACUGCUUGUUCCAGAUGAUCAGAUAUUGGGGCUGUGGGUUAUUGAAAGUGAUGCUAGAAAGGUUCUGUAUAAUUUCAGCAAGUAGUUUUGAAAGUAGCACUCACAAGCCAAAAUGGGUCCCAGAAAAUUGUGCACAGUUGUAUACAACGUCAUUCAUUCCGUAUGAUAUGUUACGUCCUGCACAAAUGUAUGUUUCCUGCAAUUCGUAUGAUAUGUUAUGAAUUUGUAAGUGCUUAAGAUCCCGUUCAAUAUCUUUAAUAUGAAAAUCUGGGAUUGAGGAUAGUCUCCGAUUGAGGAUAGUUGAUAUGAUGUAAUCUGUAUCUGGUAUUAGAGACUGUGCUGUGUGAUGAGAUGACCAUGUCCUCACACAGAAGAGAGUGAAAUGCAAUGGACAUUCAAUGGCAUUUAGCAUGGGAUGCAGGGACACAUGAGUCACGAUUUAAGGAUACAUUGUCUGUACCUUAGGCAGAAAGUGCUAUACAACGUGUCUUUUUGAGGUAUAGGAAUUUAUUUUAUAUAUUUAUUUAUGAGCAAAAAAUGUAUAGUAUGAAUUAAUGUAUCUUUUUUAUUAGUCUAAAACACUGAACCUAUUUGAGUAUGUAAUGUAGGUUUUCAGCAAAGCCCAGAUGGGACUUUAGGAUGACUUGGUCUUGGUUUCAUACUUCUUUGUUGGUUUGUGAUUUGUUAUACUGUUAUCUGAUAAAUCACACCUUUGUGGCUUAGCCUACCCUCCUGCACAAAGUUGUAGCUUUGUCAUGUUGCCUUUCUAAUUGGCAAUUUACAAAAUUGUUUGCAGAAUAUUGCCAAAACCUUAAAGGGAUACUGUGAGAUUCUGGCAAUUACGCCUUUUUGCUACUUACUCAGAGUCAGAUGAACUCGUGGGUACCAUAUUUAUGCCUCUGCGUACAGUAUGAAGGAAGUUAGAGGUAGUUUCAUGUGCCAAUCCUAACUAGCAUUAGCAUAAUGACUGGAAGUUUAUGAUACCCAUACACUUCCAGUCAUUGCGCUAACGCUAGUUAGCAAUUGCGCUAGCGCUAGUUAGCAACUCCCUUCAAACCGCAC